This is a messenger RNA of Suillus subalutaceus, 1203 nucleotides long. RefSeq lists its product as uncharacterized. NCBI's taxonomy places the organism in Eukaryota, Fungi, Basidiomycota, Agaricomycetes, Boletales, Suillaceae. The record is from RefSeq and is a predicted model, not a curated record. The transcript is spliced from 4 exons. Bases 287 to 1027 code for a protein of 246 amino acids.
CAAGCCAUAUUCCCACGAUGUUCUUGUCUACCGGCUCCGGCUUCUUCAUAUCCGGAGUCAAAAACACGUCUGUUCUCUUCCAUGUGCUUUCCCUCGGCCCAAUGCCCGGAAACUGGAUUCUAUGCUUCUUCCGCUCCAUCCUCAGAGACACCUGAAGCCUGUCCGGUCGAUUCUCAUAUCAAGGUCGAUUUACGCAUUAUCUACUUCGCUUCCGCAGGUAUCAGGGGCCUCGGAGUCCCGAGCACAGUAACUACUUUUUUGGUGGACUUUGAGUGGGACUGAAGGGAUGUUUGCUCGACUGUCACGCAAAUCUGCCAGGUGGCUGGACGUACGCGUUGAACAUGCGCUGUCUGGUAAUGACAAUGCCAUGUCGGUCGAUGUAAAUGUGCUCACCUGUCUUGACUUAUCGUGGCGCGGGCUGUGUGGCCAAACUAUUGGGCCUGUGUAUCGUAGCUUGAAAAAUGUUAUGGAGGAAGACUUGGACACAGUUGCUAGGCUGUUGUCCGAACUAGACCCCCUUGGUGAAGAACUAGAACAGAUAAGCGAAGUACAGCCGCAGCCACAGCCGCCGUUGUCGCCAGGCCCCAGAAUCUAUGUAGCAGAAGACAACGCACUUGCGGCGUGUCCUGAAAUUUCACUACCAGAACGAUCGAGAAGAAAGCGUAGGCGAUCGUCUGCUUUAGUCGAACCGCUCGUCAUCAAACCUACACACCCUUCUGCUCCGACAAUUAUCGUUUCACCGUGUCCAUCUCAGGCACGUGAAACCUCGUCUUGGGUACCGUAUCAAGAUGCAGCAUUUGGCGCGCGCCUCACAGUGCCCACAUACGCCCCAUCAAACCGCGCGUUUCCGCCCCUUGUAGCUCCAUCCAAUCUUGACAACCGCGCUGAUGUCUGGAAGUAUGUCAACGGUCAUUGGUGUGCUGUCCUUCCGACACAGGAUGAACAGUGUAGAAGAGGGUUGUACUCUAAGAGCAUAGUUUCCAGGCGACGUUCAACGCUACGGCCUCCUUGUCGGACGGAGAUCUGAGUUUCUGUUGCGCCGAUCUACUACUGACUUCAAUGUCCCUCGUUUGUUGCAUUCGCCGUCUUGGGCAAUUCAUUUCAUGAAACAUAUAUCAUUCUCAUGCAUUGUAUCUAUCAUGUUAUCUAACUCAUAUUUGUUCAAUACCGUUGUAGAGAUCAACUUAUUGUUGUUGUGAUUCA